This is a messenger RNA of Astyanax mexicanus (Mexican tetra), 2700 nucleotides long. It is a transcript of the gene dnajb9a, whose product is annotated as DnaJ heat shock protein family (Hsp40) member B9a. Bases 140 to 787 code for a protein of 215 amino acids. The record is from RefSeq and is a predicted model, not a curated record. Gene Ontology annotation, cellular component: endoplasmic reticulum. Gene Ontology annotation, molecular function: protein-folding chaperone binding; misfolded protein binding. The transcript has 3 exons. NCBI's taxonomy places the organism in Eukaryota, Metazoa, Chordata, Actinopteri, Characiformes, Acestrorhamphidae.
GUACAAAUCACGUGGUACAAAACAGACCAAUUGGGUUGAGAUUCGUGUUGUUGCUGUUGUUAGCUGGUUGUAAUGGGAACGAAACCGAGCCGUUAUUUCAUCGCCUCUCGUGGUCAAUAGCGAAGGGCACAUCAACAGCAUGGCAACAGCUCAGUCAACCUUAAUGUUUGCUGUGUGCAUCCUGAUGAUAACAGAACUGAUACUGGCCAGAAAGGACUAUUAUGAUAUUCUGGGGGUUCCAAAAGAUGCCAGUGAGCGUCAGAUUAAGAAGGCUUUUCACAAGCUGGCCAUGAAAUAUCAUCCUGACAAGAACAAGAGUCCCGACGCCGAGGCGAAGUUCCGGGAGGCAGCAGAAGCUUAUGAAACACUCUCGGAUGAAAAAAGGAGGCAGGAUUACGACAAGUUAGGACACGGUGCUUUCUCCAGUGAAGGAAUGAGAGGGGGAGGCCAGUACUUCCAUCAGACCUUCGAUUUUAACUUUGACGAGAUGUUCAGAGACUUUGACAUCUACAGCCAGAACAGGCACGCCCGACCAAAGCGUCACUUUGAGGACCAUUUCAGGGCCCACCAGCAGGCUCACAGCCGCCACAAGAAGCACUUCCAGGGGGGUUUUGGUGCAGGUGUCUUUGAGGACCUGUCUGAUGACAUUGAGAGAAUGUUUACAUUUGAUAGACACAGCAAGCGGACUGACAGCAGGUUUCACGGCACGGCGAAACAGCACUGCAGGACUGUGACUCAGAGAAGGGGGAAUAUGGUGACCACCUACACAGACUGUACCUCCUCCUGAGCUACUAAGUGGACCAUAGCUACCAGCAACCAUUGUGUAGCUGGGCUCUGUUCAGCUACUAUUAAGCUAUAUAUUUUUGGUUGUUUAUUUCAUUAAUUUAUUAACCCGUUGCUGUGUUGGGCGAGGUUUGAUUUUGUUUAAGAAUAACUAGGUUUUACGUUUUAUUUGGUCGCAACUGACAUUACUUUAAAAAGAAUAUGCCACUGUUAGGAACAGAGUUAGGAGUUGUUUGCAUUCCAUCAUUUCCCCUGUAUACCUCUAAAUCUGUACAUCACUCUAUAGCCGCCAUUAUGCUAAUAUUUAUAUCUGCUUACCUAAUAUUAGCUAAUAUUAGGUACUGCUAAAUUUAUUGGUGUUUACAAGUUGUCCUAUGAACAUUUUUGUUCUCUGAAUGUUAUGGUUUACAAGGUUAAAAUAUAUAGAAAUCUACACACUGGCUACAUGAGUAUACUAACACUCCUGCACAUUGAAGCUAUGUGUGAAAGUCUGCAAAUUAACUUAACACUAUUGUAUAAUAACACCAGUCACUCAUAGUUGGUCAGUUUUACUAUGUUUGUUGUGCAGUAGUGUUAUCUUACUUAAAGCAAUUUUGAUGUUUUAACACUAACAUCACAAAAUUCAGGGGAAUCAAGAAACAUUCUGAGAAAAAGUAUGGAUACAAUUUGUAGCAUUGUUUAUCACAAGGCAUGGCAGCAGUGAUUUUAAAAUAUAUUGUUUGUGUUUCCCAAUGCAAGUAGAGAAAACCUAUUUGGAUCCAAAGUUCUUAAAAGACAAUUUCAUCAUAGUUCGUCCACUUUUUGACUUAGGUUUUUUUUCUAGGUUUGGUUUUAAAGAAAUAGCUCACUCAAAGUCACAGUUAAACUCUUUGGUCCUUACUCAGAAUGUCGCAAGACGGUGAAGUCACAACUUGACCUGUCACUCUAAAUAGCUCAUGUCUACACCAAAAAUGUCUUAAGUGAGCCUGACAGGCUCAGAGAACCCAAAUAGAUCCAAAAAGAGUAAUGUAUAAUUUAUAGAAUAUUAGCUUCAAGAUGGAUGUGUUCGAGACAGAACAUAUAAAGCCCCCAUAAAAAUACAUACUGAUAAAUGCUUAAAAACACAAAAUAAAUUAUGAUUGGCAGUUACUUUAGAGUUUUAGUACUUACUGUUUCAUGGAUUUUAGCAGUGCCUUUUUCAAAGUUCUGAAGGGAAUUCAGAUUAAUUGUAAACAGAUGUUCAAGGUUUGAGAAGAAUAAUAAGUUUAGGAUUGAAGUUCACGUCUUUGGUUGCCUCAUUAGGGGGGAUGGUCUUCUCAUAAUAAGCAGGUGAUCUAUUACCUGUUACAGGAGCUACUGCUUCGAGUUUCUGUCAGAAUCAUUUUGAACUAAAGUUUAGGGGGUUUCGCUGUGUAGUUUUUGCUUGUUAAAAGCAAUAUAGGAAAAGGAAAAUGUGAAGGCAUAUGCUUAAAAUGCUCAUCUUUUACAACAAGGUUCUAUAAAAAGCUUACCGUAGUUCUUCCGAAGCUUUGGCUGCACUUGAAUUCAGUCUGUGAGAAACACUUCUAAAACAAAGCAAAUCUGUUGUGUCGCUUUAUGCAUUUGCCUGAGACUGUCUUUCACUUGUAGAUUAGUCUCCAAACCACCUUAUAUGCAUGGAUCACUUCAGUACCAAUUACUGAUAUAAAUGUGUCGGGUCCAGCUCUGUUCUUACCUGUUACCUCAUUUUUCAUUUGGGAUAACUUUGUUUUUGUGCAAUAUUAUAAGCUAGCUCUCUUGUUAAUACCACUGUUGCUAGCUGGUCUUGUUCAGUUGGAGUAUCAGCUGACACAUCAAGCACUUUUAUUACUUAAUCCUAUGGAUGAAAUGUAAAUAAGUAUGUUCAAACCCAGAUGUAUAAUGUAUAGAACUUGGGUGAAAUAAAUGGUAAGAAAUGCA